GAGGUGAGGUUAAAUCCCAACCGUUGGAUCAGCUUGAUAAAUAUCACCAUCUUCGUCGCGCCCUAAUAUAUGAAGCAUUAGCGCCGUCUCAUACUGAGGCUAUCUUCUACCUCUUCAAACCACUGAGACUCAAAAACCUCAAUAUCACCUUCAAGAUGGAUCAUACGAAGCUCCAGAAAAUGGCUGGUGCAGUUCGCACUGGUGGAAAAGGUAGCGUGAGAAGGAAGAAGAAGGCUGUCCACAAGACAACUACCACAGACGAUAAACGGCUUCAAAGUACCUUGAAGAGAAUAGGAGUUAAUGCAAUCCCUGCUAUUGAGGAAGUCAACAUUUUCAAGGAUGAUGUAGUUAUUCAAUUUACUAACCCAAAGGUUCAGGCUUCUAUUGCGGCAAACACAUGGGUUGUUAGUGGUUCUCCUCAAACGAAAAAAUUGCAGGAUAUUCUGCCCGGAAUUAUCAACCAAUUGGGACCCGAUAACUUAGACAACUUGAGGAAGUUGGCUGAGCAGUUCCAGAAGCAAGCACCUGGAGUAGGUGCUGGUGCAGCAGCAGCUGCCGCCAAUGGUGAGGAUGAUGACGAUGAUGUUCCUGACCUUGUUGAAGGGCAGACCUUCGAAGCUGCUGCAGAAGAGAAGCAAGCCUCCUAGAUAGAGGAGUUCGUUCCCAGAUGAUUUUGUUUAGCUUUUCUUUAUUUUUUCUCUUUACAUAAUUUUAAAAUGCUUGGGAAGAGUUCCAUUUUUCUCCGUGUAUUUGCUUUUUGCUAAUCUUUGUUCCCCCUACCCCAUCUUGCUCACAUGUAACUUCCCCGAUGAAUGGAUUUUCGAUUGCCUGCCCCCUCCCCCUUCAACUGCCUUAAUUCCUCUGAGUAAUGUUUUUCAUAUUUUUAAGGUGCGGAAUUUAUAGGAAAAAUAUGGGGAUUAAAGUUUAAGGUCAGCUUUGUAUUUGAAUAUGUUAAGGUAUGCUUAUUAAGUAAUCAUUUCCCCCUCUUCUCA
Molecule: messenger RNA, 992 nt
Organism: Cucumis sativus (cucumber)
Lineage: Eukaryota; Viridiplantae; Streptophyta; Magnoliopsida; Cucurbitales; Cucurbitaceae
Product: nascent polypeptide-associated complex subunit beta
Exons: 6
Coding region: 156-647 (163 amino acids)
Cellular component (GO): cytosol; nascent polypeptide-associated complex
Source: RefSeq, a predicted model, not a curated record